GAUAAGGUAAGUUUCCAAGGAGCAAGCUACUUUAAUCGCGAAAGUGUAUCAAAAAUGGCUCACUUCAUAUUUACUUGGGAGAAUCUCAGAUAUUCAGUUACUGAAAGACAAAGUUCUAUAUGGAAGCAGACCAAGAGAAAAAAGGUCAUCAUAGAUGGGGUUUCGGGAUCAGCCAUUUCCGGUUGCGUAAUUGCCAUAAUGGGAGUGAGUGGAUCGGGAAAGACUUCACUGCUGACUUUACUUUCCGGGCAACGCAAAGGCAAAGGAGUUUUGAAGAUCAAUGGCAGAGCCAUCAGCGGAAAAAUGCUUCGAAGUAAUUCAGCAUUCGUACAGCAAAAAGAUAUAUUUAUUGAAACUCUAACGGUUUACGAACACAUUACCUUUAUGGCAGCAAUGUCUCUAAAUCAGGCCCAUAGUGCUAGAGUUUUGGUAGUUCAUAAACUACUUAAGGAUUUCAAUAUAGAGAAUUUAAUGUAUACGAAAAUCCAAUAUUUAUCUUCAGGGGAGAAACGCAAGCUUUCUUUGGCAUCAAAUCUUCUUUCAGACCCAUGUAUUCUCUUUUGCGAUGAACCUACUACUGGAUUAGAUAGUUUUAGCGCUAUUUCAGUGGUGCGAAUUUUGGAAACCGUGGCGGUCUCUGGAAAAAUUGUAUUUUUAACAGUUCACCAGCCUUCCUCGCAGCUUUUUGAGUCAUUUGACAAUAUCAUUCUGCUAUCUACUAAUGGUAAAGUCGUUUUUCAAGGAUCACCGGAAAAUGCUAGAGCAUUUUUCGAAAAUCAGUUUUUAUACUGCCCGACUGCCUAUAAUCCGGCAGAGUUCUAUAUAAAAAAUAUAGCGGUGAAAUCCAGUUCAGAUGAGGGCAGAAUUGAUCACAUGGUGGAAGUGUUUAAGGAAGAAUAUGCCGUAAAGUUCAACUUCUCUGAUAUUGAGUACGAUGGCCUGUUACUGAAACAACGAGACACUGAGAAGAGUUUUGUCUUCGCAUUAGGAUGGCUAACUUGGAGGAUACUCAUUGAUAUGAAACGGAACUUUAAGCAAUAUUCCGUAACAUUUUUAUUAAUUAUCAUAACAGCGUUCAUUAUAGGACUCACUUAUUCCAGUAUCAGCUUAAACGAAGGAAGUAGCGUUCAAAGCAUCCAAGGAGCCCUACUGCUCAUUGUGUCUGAAUUAAUCUUCAAUGGAAUGUACCAGGUGAUAUUUAUGUUUCCUUCAGAAGUGGAACUUUUUAUUCAAGAGAAGAAUAUGUACUCAGCUUUGCCAUACUUUGUCUCCAAAAUCGUCUCCUUGAUACCUUUUGCCUUUGUCCAUUCAUUGGGAUUCUUAGCAGCUUACUUCAUUUGCCUGCACUUUCUUGCUGGUGUCCAUCUUUUCACGUAUAUGUAUCUCAUAUUGGUUGGGGCGUCUUUGGGAGGUAGUGCCCUUGGGCUGUGCCUUUCAGCGCUUUUCCCAUCAAUAGAGGCAGUUCAUCUAUUCAUAGUGCCUUUAGAACUGUUAUGCUUACUGCUGUCGGGAUUGUGGAUAAAGGUCAAUUCCCUCUCCAAAUUUUUUUCAGUUGUUAAGUAUUUAUCACCAUUCUACAUUUCCUAUGAAUCGAUUUGUAUUAUAUAUUGGAUCAAACUGGAUGGAGUAGAUCUUUGCACCAACGUGAGAGAUAUCGCAUGUUUUCACAAUGGGACUGAAGUGUUGAGGAAUUAUGGCUUUACUCCAAGUUAUGAUAAAGUUUACAGUAAUUUAAUUUAUCUUAUGAUAUUGAUAUGUGUAUACUGCUACAUUGGGUAUAUAGGUAUACUGAGGAAACGGGCUUUAUAUCAUGUGUAGUUAAGAAAUAAAGUCAAUUCGUAUUACAAA
Messenger RNA from Dendroctonus ponderosae (mountain pine beetle), 1848 nucleotides. RefSeq names its product protein scarlet. The transcript has 13 exons. Bases 55 to 1818 code for a protein of 587 amino acids. The record is from RefSeq and is a predicted model, not a curated record. Gene Ontology annotation, cellular component: membrane. NCBI's taxonomy places the organism in Eukaryota, Metazoa, Arthropoda, Insecta, Coleoptera, Curculionidae. Gene Ontology annotation, molecular function: ATP binding; ATP hydrolysis activity; ABC-type transporter activity.